AUGGUCGCUCGAUCGGUCGCUCUUCGAUCCCUCAGGGGAUCUGCUCGCGUCGCCCCGCGUCUCACCAUCGCCUCUGCUCGCCCCGCCAUCGCCCGCGCCUUUGCCUCCUCCGCAUUCACCAUGUCUGAGGGCAAGUUCCGCUCCGAAAAGGACACCUUCGGCCCGCUCCAGGUGCCCGCCGACCGCUACUGGGGCGCCCAGACCCAGCGCUCCCUCCAGAACUUUGACAUUGGAGGACCCCAGGAGCGCAUGCCCGAGCCGCUCAUCGAGGCCUUUGGCGUGCUCAAGAAGGCCGCCGCCACCGUCAACAAGCAGUUUGGCCUCGACGCCAAGGUCGCCGACGCCAUCUGCCAGGCCGCCGACGAGGUCAUCGCCGGCAAGCUCCACUCCCACUUCCCCCUCGUCGUCUUCCAGACCGGCUCGGGCACCCAGACCAACAUGAACGUCAACGAGGUCAUCAGCAACCGCGCCAUUGAGAUCCUCGGCGGCGAGCUCGGCAGCAAGAACCCCGUCCACCCCAACGACCACGUCAACAUGAGCCAGUCCUCCAACGACACCUUCCCCACCGCCAUGCACGUCGCCUCGGUCACCCAGAUCACCAACAACCUCAUCCCCGCCCUCGAGCUCCUCCGCGCCGCCCUCGACAAGAAGCGCGCCGAAUUCGACGACAUCAUCAAGAUCGGUCGCACCCACCUCCAGGACGCCACGCCGCUCACCCUCGGCCAGGAGUUCUCCGGCUACGUCAAGCAGGUCGACAACGCCAUCCUCCGCGUCCAGGCCGUGCUGCCGCGCCUCUCGCAGCUCGCCCAGGGCGGCACCGCCGUCGGCACCGGCCUCAACACCUACAUUGGCUUCGACAAGAAGGUGGCCGCCGAGAUCUCCAACAUCACCGGCCUCGCCUUUGAGACCGCCGAGAACAAGUUUGAGGCGCUUGCGGCGCACGAUGCCAUUGUCGAGGCGAGCGGUGCGCUCAACACGGUCGCCGUCUCGUUUAUGAAGAUCGCCAACGACAUCCGCUACCUCGGCUCGGGUCCUCGCUGUGGACUCGGCGAGCUGAGUCUGCCGGAGAACGAGCCGGGCUCGUCGAUCAUGCCGGGCAAGGUGAACCCUACGCAGUGUGAGGCGCUUACCAUGGUUGCUGCGCAGGUCAUGGGUAACAACACCACCAUCUCGGUGGCUGGUUCGUACGGUCAGUUUGAGCUGAACGUCUUCAAGCCCGUGUUGGUCAAGAACCUGCUCCAGUCGAUUAGACUGUUGGCGGACGGUGCACGAUCGUUUACCAACAACUGCGUGGUGGGCAUCGAGGCGAACCGCGAUACGAUCAACAAGAUCCUGAACGAGUCGCUCAUGCUCGCCACCAUCCUCAACUCGCACCUCGGCUACGACAAUGUCGCUGCCGCCGCCAAGAAGGCACACAAGGAGGGCACCAAGCUCGUCGACGCCACCGUCGCGCUCGGUCUCAUGACCGAGGAGGAGUUCAAGAAGAUUGUUCGUCCCGAGUUCAUGCUCGGCCCCACCGAGUACAAGCCCAAGAACUAG
This is a messenger RNA of Moesziomyces antarcticus, 1539 nucleotides long. RefSeq names its product fumarate hydratase. The transcript is spliced from 2 exons. Bases 1 to 1539 code for a protein of 512 amino acids. Lineage: Eukaryota; Fungi; Basidiomycota; Ustilaginomycetes; Ustilaginales; Ustilaginaceae. The record is from RefSeq and is a predicted model, not a curated record. Gene Ontology annotation, molecular function: fumarate hydratase activity. Gene Ontology annotation, cellular component: tricarboxylic acid cycle heteromeric enzyme complex; mitochondrion. Gene Ontology annotation, biological process: tricarboxylic acid cycle; malate metabolic process; fumarate metabolic process.